Rhopilema esculentum is the source of this 1523-nucleotide messenger RNA. RefSeq lists its product as uncharacterized. The record is from RefSeq and is a predicted model, not a curated record. Lineage: Eukaryota; Metazoa; Cnidaria; Scyphozoa; Rhizostomeae; Rhizostomatidae.
UAUUUAAAACGAAUAUUUGGGUGCAAAUUGUGUUGUUAUUAAGCUUUCUUGUUGAAUUGCCUUCCAAUUAUGUUUUCGUUGAAAAUUCAAAUAGGCGCCCGUUUCAAAUUCAAAUAGGUUGAAGGAUGGGCGCUUAUUCGAGGGUUGGGCGCCUAUUGGAGGGAGGCACUUAUUUGAGGCGGGCGCUUGUUCGAGGCAUUACGGUAUAUGUAAUGAAUUACUGCGAGAAACUAAGUUAAUGUGAGUUGAAUGAAACAUAGAGGCUUAGAAACUAAUUUGACGUAAGAUAGUAGAGAAUUAUAGAUGAAUUACUGAAAGGAUGGAGACUUGAUGCAUUGGUAGAAACAGAAACACACACAUAGCUAACCUUUCAAUUUCAGCGCUGAUUUAUAGAUCAAAAACGCAUAAAGCAGAGAAAGGAGCAUCAAAGUUUAACAAUGAACCUGAAUUCUAAAGUGGAUGAAAUUAAAGUUGGGCUCCAGUUGGCGAAGAAAACAUUAAGAAAUGCACAGGGAUCAAGGAAUAAGGUAUACAGGUAAGAUGCUUUUUAUUCUUUGAUAAUCAUUAAAAGAGCACGGGUGCGCAAUUCGAUGAGAAGUUGUACAAAUCAAAUAUGAUUAUCCGAAUAUGUUUAGCUUCAAGAGUGGCAGAUGAGAAGGGAUUUGAUGUUAUUCUUAAUGUUCAAACUAUAAAACGAGGUAGGCGAGCCUGCGACUAUACUGCAAUGGCUGAAAAACAAUGGGUAAAAAGACCUUUCAACAUCUCUUACUACCCCUAACCUCUAUUUUGACUCGAUAAAUACUUUCUUUACACAGCAGAUGAUAAUGAUUAACUAUAAGUCACCAGUAUUCUGUCUCUCCGUUUCAUUGUUUCUGAUAGAUAAUCUUUCCAUUUAGGACGAUUGAAGAAAUGCACUCAAAAUACGAAUCAAUGAGGGACUUCUAUGAUUCAAGAAUUGAAGAGUUGAAGAAGGAGAAUGCAGAAAUGACGUCAAGAAUUACAUCGGCAACUGAUGUAACAAACUGCAGUGAAAAGUGUGAAACAACUAAGCAGGAACACAUCGAAAAGCCAAAGGAAAAUUGCCUAAAAUUGGAUGUUGUUAACUGGAGGGAUGGAACUGAUACCACGAAAAUGAGAAGAGCAAUCCCAAGAAACGAAGAAAAUAUUAACGACAAAGAUUUGAAAGAAGAAGUUGAAUUCAUAGCAAUGAAAGCUGAAUUAAAUAAGAAAGAGAUGAAGAACUUUAAGAUCAGUGUAACUAGUGUAAGUGAAAUUAUCAAGUUGUUAACACCAGCUAACAAAGAAUGAUUUUAGAAACUAUAGAUAUUGGUUAAGAACGUUGUGAACACACGAGUCACUAGGGAUUGUAAACCUGAUACAGUUUUCCUUUAAUCACUCUCUAUGAUCCAGUAAAGGUUUGCAUCCAUGAUUGAAUGAUUGAUCAAUUGAUUAUUUAAAUGUCGUAGCGAUUAGACCGAUUGAAUGAUUCUUGUUGACGAUUAAUCAUUCAACGAAGAUAUAAA